Messenger RNA from Aphanomyces astaci, 1005 nucleotides. RefSeq lists its product as hypothetical. The coding region runs from base 1 to 1005 and encodes 334 amino acids. The transcript has 5 exons. The record is from RefSeq and is a predicted model, not a curated record. Lineage: Eukaryota; Oomycota; Saprolegniomycetes; Saprolegniales; Verrucalvaceae.
AUGGCAAGUAUGUCGGACUACAAGGUGUCCGAAAACAUUGGCAUACCCCGGAGCACCAUACGUUCUUGGUUUGAUCAACGCGACGAAUUCACCGCCUUCCAAGGGAACAAAAAGCGAAUGAAAGUCAGCCCUGGUGGGCGACGGGAGAUGUUCCCUGACCCAAAGGGUUUGGUCGACUUUAUCGUCGAAAUGCGAGUUCGUGAACGAGCAUUGACAACAACUCACAUUAUCAACUGGAUUAAGCGCUACCAGAGUCAAUGGCUUCGGCUCUACCUUGUUGACAAGCAAGCUGGCACUGGCUACCAAAGCCUGCUCCGUCUCCUUCAGCAGUUCUGCCGCCGCCACGGUUGCAGUCGUCAACGCGCCGGCCACCGCAAGAAGUCGCACUGGCUGAAGUCCGCGACGAGUUCCAUUGCUUGCGAUGCCAAGGUGUCCUCUGGGGAGAUGCACUCCCUGCGUAUGACUGUGGCCCUUACCGUGCGUGGCCGCAUCGAGAUGCACGAGCUUCCAACCUACCCUUCUGGCCACGUAUACGCUGUUCAGCAAAAGGCCUGGAUGGACAACAAUAUGUGGAAACUGGACCUGCGCACCUUGCUGCUGCCUUGUAUUGAGGCGCAGUCUGUCAUUCUGGCCGACAACUUCGAGUCCCACAGGGCCAUGGCGCCGUUCAAACGUUUCCUGCGUGACGAGAGGUUGGCCGAGGAAAUCAUCGAUGGUGAGGAUGAAGACGAGUUUUACUCACCUUGUGCUGUGCAAAAGCGUCUCGCAAUGAUCAACAGGGCGAUCGGGGCCUGGGAGAAAGUCAGUGAAGACGUCGUUCGCGCAAGAGCUUUGUCAAAGCGAUUCCAAGUGCUUGAACGACAGCCACUCUUUGACAUUCUUUUUAAUUGUGGAAAAAGUUCGACACUGACCGGGGCUCGAACCCUGGCCCCCUGCCGUCGACUAACCAUUGCGCCACCGCGUCAAGCGCUCAUCUUUAACCUCGUUCUUUGGUAUCCAUCGUAA